GAUAUUGUUUAAAAUUACGUGUUUCUAAAUACGGACAUUAUUUACAUUAUGAUUAUUAUUAGUAUUUAUGUUUACAUAUAUUCCUAUGAUGAUACCAGUUACAAUAAGUAGAUAAUUAUUCAUGUUCCGGAAAAAUGAAAGAAAAAUCACAUGAUAUGGAAAACCCAUGCAUUUUAUAGAUGAUUUGUUCGUAUGACGUGGAUGUGGUAAUAAUCCCUAAAACAUGCAAUGAAUGAAGAUUCCCAUAUGAAUAAAGGGGCAAGAAAGUAGGGGAACGGAAUUUUUUAUUUUUAUGUUAAAUAGUAAAGCUGAGUAAGUCAGAAGUGGAGAGUAUACAGUAUAUAAAAGGAUUGAUCAUGGCAGAGAUAAAGUUUACCAAGAGUACAGAAGAAGUUUCAUUGAUAAAUGCCGAUGAUCAGCCGAUAGAGACGACAACUGGCCUAAAUGUGUUCACAACAUGUUUGUUUAUUGUUGGAGUCAUUGCUGGAUCCGGGUUUUUGACGUUACCAAAGGCUAUAGAUGAUUCAGGAUGGAUUGGAUUUGUGUUGAUAUUAUUUUGUUGUUUUGUGUCUGCCUAUACCGGCGAUAUUCUUGGUAAAUGCUGGAUUAUGGUGGUUAAUAGACACCCAGAAUUUGAUAAAGCUAAACUACGGUACCCAUACCCUACCAUAGGGCAAGAGGCAUUUGGUAAAUGGGGCAGAUUUGUGGUAUCGUUUUCAAUCAAUUUUACUCAGUUUGGUGGGACCGUUGUCUAUAUUUUACUCGCCGCUGAGAACAUUGUGACACUCCUGCCAUCCGACACUAAGAUCACGUGCUGCUACAUCGCGCUGAUUGUAGGCGCCGCCAUGACACCAUUCACGUGGCUUGGAACGCCCAAGGACUUUUGGGGAAUAGCAGCCGCUGCCACAUUAGCCACGUCUAUAGCAAGUGUUAUCCUGUUUGCAGCUGUCCUUUACAACGGAAGAGAGGUUGAUAUCUCAGAGGUGACGCACACUAAAGUUGACGUCAUAACAUUUUUUACAGCAUAUGGAACUAUAUGUUUUGCGUUUAAUGGACAUCCGGCAUUUCCUACAUUUCAAUCGGAUAUGGCAAAUCCGAGGAAAUUUGGAAGAGCUUUGAUAUUAGGAUAUCUUAUUGUACUCUUCAUGUACUUGCCAUCUUCGGCUGCAGGAUAUGCCGUGUAUGGGUCGCAAGUUCAGCCAAACGUUCUCAAUACUAUACCAAAAGGGGUUACAAGUACUUUGGUAUCUCUUUUAAUGACUGCUCACUUGUUAUUUGGCAUCAUAAUCGUCAUUAAUCCAGUGUCUCAGGAGCUCGAACAUUUCAUCAACAUACCUGAACAUUUUACAUGGAAGCGAGUUUUAGCCCGCACUAUAACUAUGGCAUCAGCGUUGUUUGUCGUUGCUUCAGUGCCACAUUUCUCUUCUAUACUAUCACUAGUUGGUGGUUCAACAAUUUCAAUAUUAGCAUUUAUCUGCCCCUGUUUAUUCUACCUCAAAUUAUGCAGAGGAGACAAAGAUCGAGAACCAGUACACAUUCCUCUACAUACGAAAGUGUUAUUGUAUGAGAUUAUAUUCACCGGUUUUGUAGCCGGAAUUGCGGCCACAUAUUCAGCCAUUACAGAUUUAGCGGUUAAUAAAUUCACAGUACCGUGUUACGUCGAUCCGAGCCGAGCCUGUUCACAACAAGCAGCCGGAUGAUAAUGAUGACCACAGUUUUAUUGUUGUUGUUGUUGUUUUUUUAAGAGACCAUCAAAAGCUGGAUAUUUUGAAAAGUCUGUGAUAACAGUAUCCUAUCCAGUAUACAUAUUCCAGUUUUCGGAGGGUCCGGUUUUCAGAGUUUAUACAGUAUCGUGUAUUACAAAACUCAAUUAGAUUAUUAUUAAGUUAUUUUUUACAAACUUCAAUAAAAGACGUUGGCAGAAGACUUUUAAGUUAAGAUAUAAGUUCAAAAUCCGAAAACGACAGGUUGAUAUAAAAAUAGCUUAAUAAAACAGCUUACAGCUUUUGGCAAAUAAAUGUUUUAUAUAUAAAUUAUGGUUUUGUUUAUCCUAUAUAUUUAUAUGGUGCUAUUGCAAUAUACGUGUAUGUAUCACAUAAUGAAAAUCUUUGCAGAUAACUUUCCUACCUCACUAGUCAUUUAUAUUUAUAGUUUUAUGGUAGUACAAAUUGCAUAUAUUACAAAAACAUUGUAUAACAGUAUUUUGUUGUUGACAAGAACUAGUGAACAGGCUCAAUUAAACCGAGUCUGCAAUUGUCAUAUAAAUUCAUUGUUUUCGAGGGAUCACACUCUCAUAUUGAAUAGAGAGUCUUAAUUAAAUAGAAAUAUUUAUGUAAUGUUACAAAUGGUUAACAUAUACAUGCAUUAUAUAUCCACAAUGUCCGUAUUAAGAUAUAUUUCUAUUAUUGAAUCUGAAUAUCAUUUUGUUUUUGCUGUUUAAAAUCGUUUCGUAUUUUCAAUAAAGGAAUGUAUUCAUACAAUGUACAAACAGGAAAAGUUGCAAUUAAACAGACUACAAAUUAUAUCAUUAUUUGUGAAAAUGCUUUUAUACAUGGAGUUAUGCUGUGUAUAUACAUAUUUAUAACACAAUAAUGCUAUCUGACUUUAACAUGCACAUGUUUACGCUUUUAAACAUGUUAAAAACGACUAUUUUUAAAUGUUUAGAGUUUGAAUGUCUUUUUUUAUCAUGGAUGUUUCGAGCCAUAAUUUUCUCAAUUUGAACAUCAAUUAGAGCUGGCCUGUAAUAAAUGUGUUUUUAAUUAUAUAUAUAAGUUAUCUAAACCUACAUGAGCUGAUAAAAUACAAUGUAUAUAAUGUAUACACAUGCAUAUAUCCGAUGCUGAUACCGAUAAAAUGCUGAUAAACUUAAAACGGUUUAUUUGUUUUAUACAUGCAAAUUUGUAGUAAUUGUUUGUUUUAUUGUGUUAUAAUUAAAGUCCAGUAAAGAAUACAUUCCAAGUUUUC
Ruditapes philippinarum (Manila clam) is the source of this 2964-nucleotide messenger RNA. RefSeq lists its product as uncharacterized. Gene Ontology annotation, biological process: amino acid transmembrane transport; L-alanine transport. Gene Ontology annotation, molecular function: L-alanine transmembrane transporter activity; L-proline transmembrane transporter activity. The transcript is spliced from 9 exons. Gene Ontology annotation, cellular component: vacuolar membrane. The coding region runs from base 357 to 1700 and encodes 447 amino acids. The record is from RefSeq and is a predicted model, not a curated record. Lineage: Eukaryota; Metazoa; Mollusca; Bivalvia; Venerida; Veneridae.